Molecule: messenger RNA, 3574 nt
Organism: Eucalyptus grandis
Lineage: Eukaryota; Viridiplantae; Streptophyta; Magnoliopsida; Myrtales; Myrtaceae
Product: G-type lectin S-receptor-like serine/threonine-protein kinase At4g03230
Exons: 8
Coding region: 109-3201 (1030 amino acids)
Biological process (GO): recognition of pollen; protein phosphorylation
Molecular function (GO): protein kinase activity; ATP binding
Source: RefSeq, a predicted model, not a curated record
UGAUUCAUCGAACACAACGAAACGUGAUAUUCCUGAGGAAGAAAGAAAAUAGAGAAACAAUCUAGACAACCUCACGACCGAUGAUGAUGAGGACGAGGUGUUAUCGCAAUGAAUAGUCGAACAACCCUCGUCCCCAUUCCAGGAACUCCAGUUAUCACCAUGCGACGCUCCAAUAACUUUACGUGCUUGCUCUUGUCUGUGAUGUUCGUUCCGGCUUGCUUGAGCAGAGACACCAUAACAGUAGGCACAAUCACAUACCCGGGAGGAACCACUCUCGUGUCCGCCGGGGAGCGGUUUGAGCUCGGCUUCUUCUCUCCGAAUGGGAGAUCCGACUCCAGGAGGUACAUCGGAAUAUGGUUUUAUAGGUCGGACCCCAAGAUCAUCGUCUGGGUCGCCAACCGGGACGAGCCACUCGUCGGCCCCAACGCGUCCUUUGGGCUCGUGGACGGCAACCUAAAGCUGUGGAAUGAAAAACGACCGAUCCCGUUGACCAAUUUUUUAAGCUCUUCGAACCGGUUAGUGAAACUUCUCGAUUCAGGGAAUCUGGUGCUAAUUGAAGACGGGAGAGAGGAAUUUCUCUGGCAGAGCUUCGAUCACCCGACCGACACAUUCCUUCCGGGGAUGCGGAUGACUGAAAACUUCAUGUUGACUUCUUGGGCAAAACAGGAUGACCCAAGACGGGGGAACUUCACGUUCCAAAUGGAUCAACAAGGCGGCAACAACUACGACUUGAUCCAAAACCUGAUUCCUUACUGGAAAAGUGGGGUCUACGGUAAGUUCAUACAAGCCGAUCAGAUGUUGGACGUCAUCUCUUUCUUGCUCUCCAAUUUUACCACCAGCACCACUGCUACUUCGCUGCCAGCCGGGACUAGUCCAGCUUGGCCCUACGAAAACAUAACCCGGCCUUCAUUCGAGUACUACAACAACAGCCGGUUGGUUAUGAACUACAACGGCCGGAUUCAGUACUUCAGGCGAGGAAAUGGGUCAAAGCCAGUCUGGUUCGAGCCGGCGAGCCAGUGCAGUGUGCUCAGCGUAUGCGGCAAGUUUGGUAGCUGCAGUGAUGAGAAUGGCAACGAGACCAUGUGCAGGUGCUUGCCAGGUUUUGAGCCGGCGCAGCAAGAUAAGUGGAGCUCGGGGGACUUCUCUAAAGGGUGCCGCAGGAAGUCGCCGAUAUGCGCAAAGAACAGCGACCAUAGAGCUCAUGAUUUCUUGAGUUUAAAGAAGAUGACGGCCGGGUGGCCGUACGUGCAGAUUUCAGUAGACAGCGAGGAGCAAUGCAGGCAAAAGUGCCUUGAUUUCUGCAGUUGCCAGGCCUACUCGAUCGAGGAGGAUCUGCUCCAAAGGGCAGAGAGGGGCAACUUGGCGUGCUAUACUUGGUCGGGCGAUCUCGAGAAUAUUCAGGAGUCUGCCCCAAAUGGUCGCAACCUCUAUGUCCGAGUUCCGCUUUCAGACAUAGAAUCUACUAGGAGGGGUUGUAAAACUUGCGGCACAAAUUUAGUCCCCUACCCUUUAAGCACGAAUUGGAGCUGUGGCGAUCCAGUAUACACUGCAUUUAGCUGCGACAAUGAAACUGCGCAGCUUUACUUUGAACGGCCCCAACGUAGCUAUAGAGUCACUAGCGUCAAUCCAGAAGCUCGAACAUUUACCAUCCAAGUCAAUGCAUCGGACUGCACAAGUAUCGGUCAAAUGGAAAUCAAUCUGCAGCUUGACCAGUCCUCACCAUUUCAUGUGAGUCGCGGGUGUAGUGGAGAACAGAGUGGCUCCAGCGCAGGAGGCUCUUUGGGAAGGGUUUGGUCGAGCGAAAUAAAAAUUGUGUGGAGAAAUCCAAAGGAGCCGAUUUGCAAUUCGUCCGAAGACUGCGAUUGGCCAUAUGCAACUUGCAAGAAAGCAUCGGACGGAAUAAAAAGGUGCCUCUGCAACUCAGGAUUCAAUUGGAAUUCUUUCAACAUCGGUUGUUCUCCAGCAGUGGCAGGUUAUAACGUUGAACGAGGAGGAUCAUCAGUGAGACUUGUAUAUAUAGUUGUUCCUACCAGUGCCGCAAUCUUCAUCCUUGUUUUUGGUGGUUUAUUUUACAUGGGAAGGCAGCAUGGUGGGAGCACGGAAAGCACUCAGGAAAAUCCUGACUUUCGUCUAUAUGACAGCGAGAAGCGAAUCAAAAUGUGGAUGGAUUCACGCCAAUUCGAGGAGGAUAAGAAAGGCCUAGACGUGCCAUUCUUUGAUUUAGAAAUUAUUCUAAAAGCGACAAAUAAUUUCUCGGAUGAGAACAAACUUGGAAGAGGAGGGUUUGGGCCUGUUUACAAGGCUACUUUUCCAGGAGGACAAGAAAUUGCAGUGAAGAGACUAUUGAGAGGAUCAGAACAGGGUUUUGAGGAGUUUAAGAACGAAGUCAUCUUGAUUGCCAAACUUCAACAUCGAAAUCUUGUCAGAUUAGUAGGAUAUUGUGUCAAAGGAGAUGAAAAAAUGUUACUAUAUGAAUAUAUGCCCAACAAAAGCUUAGAUUCGUUCAUAUUUGAUCGAACAAGGUGUUGGUUGCUGAACUGGGAGAUACGUUUUGAGAUUAUAUUGGGAAUUGCACGAGGAAUGCUCUACCUUCACCAAGAUUCAAGGCUGAGAAUCAUUCACAGAGAUCUCAAGACAAGUAACAUUUUGCUCGAUGAGGAGAUGACACCCAAAAUUUCCGACUUUGGUUUGGCACGGAUAUUUGAGGCAAAACAAAUUGAAGCAAGCACACAAAGAGUGAUUGGAACAUAUGGAUACAUGUCUCCGGAAUAUGCUUUGGACGGAUUUUUCUCAUUCAAGUCUGAUGUUUUUAGUUUUGGUGUCGUCAUACUGGAGAUUAUUAGCGGGACACGUAACACGGGCUUUUAUCGAUCCCAAGGAAAAAUGAGCCUUCUCACACACGCAUGGAAAUUAUGGAAUGACAAUAAAGCAUUGCACUUGAUGGAUCGGGUGCUGCACGAAACUUACAACAGAGAUCAAACUUUGAAGUGUAUAAACGUGGCGCUUUUAUGCGUGCAAGAAGACCCAAGUGAUCGUCCCACAAUGUCAGAUGCAGUUUUCAUGCUUGGUAGUGAAACAGCGACCCUUCCAGCUCCAAAGAAACCGGCUUUCGCAGUUAGGACAGACGUUUCUACGUCGACGUCUUCCAGCAAACCAGAGUCGUGUGCAGUGUUAUCGACUACUCUGGAACGAGGACGGUAAUGUUGGAUCUUCCUCGAAUCUAUUCCACAUCCUAAUGGUCGAAAGCUUUAGCCAUCAGGCAUUUUGUUUAACUAGGAAUGCGUCAAUUUUUGCCCCUUAAUGCUACUUUCUCCUCCAACAUAAUACAGUUCACUCCCUAUUUAUUGCCGAUGCUCCAAUAUUAACAUCCCCGAAUCGGCUUUUUGAUUCUUUUCCUGUCAUUUCCUGUACUUUUCUUUUGUAAUCAGUUUAUUCUGCUGCAAUUGAGUUGUAAAAUCAAUUUUCUCUCAGGUAAUUGUCAUCCUAUCAAACUCACAAUCUACCACACUCUAUCAUACUCCGCAAAAAUUUCAGUUUAUGAAUUGACUGAGAAUUCCCUCUUACUUAUCACUGA